AUGGAGAAGUCUGACAGAAGAAACAUAAAUCAUUACAAACUCAAAGAUUCUAAGCUUGAUGAGCUUAAGAAGCUUGAGGCUCUUUUGAUCGAUGACCAUAUGGACACUUUUAAGAAGGCGUAUGAUAACUUUCUAGGGGAUUUCCUUUUGGCUCCCAUGCUAGAUGAGUUUGCUCACAUCUUUCAUAUGCCAGUCAGAGACCAAGUUCUCUAUAUGAGUUAUUUUCUGGAAUCCACUAUGAUUGCUCAAGCUCUUCAUCUGAAGAAGGAGUUUGUUUAUUAUAAUCUUCGGACCAAGGGUAAUAUUAGAGGAUUUCCUUCAAAGUUUUGUUUGGAGAAGGCCACAUUGUUUGCUAAUAGUGGAAGCUUGGAUGCUUUCUACGCCAUCUUUUCUCUUCUUAUCUACGGGUUGGUGCUAUUACCAAAAGUUGAAGGUUUAAUUGACAAAACCGCUAUUACCACUUUAAUCUCCAAGAAUCUGGUACCUAAUCUUUUAGCCAACAUCUUUUUCUCCUUCCAUUGGAGGAAUCGGAAGAAGGGUGGGACAAUUAAUUGUUGCAUCCCUUUACUUCACAAAUGGAUUCUAACCCAUUUUCCAAGAAAAUGGUCUUUUGCUGACAACAUUGGAGCAUCGAAUUGGUCUCAGAGAUUGAUGUCUUUAAGUGCCGAUGAUAUAGUUUGGUAUAGUCGGGACUAUGAUAGGCUCAAGCAUAUUUUUAGCUAUGGGGAUUUCCAGAAUAUCCCUCUUAUUAGCGCCAAUGGUGGAUUUAUUAACUACAAUCAUGUUCUUUCGCCUUGUCAAUUGUAUCCAUUGAAGGAAAAUCCUGGAGACAAACAGUUGGAAGAAUUUCUUGUGGCUAAAGGAGUUGAGGAUUCCGAGAUGCUAAAAAGAAUAUGCCGUGCUUGGGGAAAGAUUCACCGUAUUGGUAAGAAAGAACUGGGUAAAUAG
Lathyrus oleraceus (garden pea) is the source of this 948-nucleotide messenger RNA. RefSeq lists its product as uncharacterized. Lineage: Eukaryota; Viridiplantae; Streptophyta; Magnoliopsida; Fabales; Fabaceae. The record is from RefSeq and is a predicted model, not a curated record. Bases 1 to 948 code for a protein of 315 amino acids. The transcript is spliced from 2 exons.